Messenger RNA from Perkinsus marinus ATCC 50983, 615 nucleotides. RefSeq lists its product as hypothetical. The coding region runs from base 1 to 615 and encodes 204 amino acids. The record is from RefSeq and is a predicted model, not a curated record. NCBI's taxonomy places the organism in Eukaryota, Perkinsozoa, Perkinsida, Perkinsidae. The transcript is spliced from 7 exons. Gene Ontology annotation, molecular function: nucleic acid binding.
AUGUCCCAUGACGCGGGAUACGAUGCCAUGAUGACCGCGUUGGUGUGUCUAUUGCAGUUGUCGGAGAUUUGCUCGAGGAAGGGUAUCGACAUGUACCAGCAGCUGGCGUUCAAGGACGUGAGCACCACUGCUAUGAGCAAGAAGGCCCUCUCGAUUUCGCAGCUCUUACCGACGUCUAUAAAUCGAGUUCGCCUGGUGAAGUCUCAGCCUAGUGUCCUCAACAUUGCAGGGAGGGACGAAACCGACAUGCAACGACAUUUUUAUAUGACCAAUUUCCCGACGUCCUGGACCAAGUGGGAAGUCAUGAAGGUGUGGUCCCCUGUGUGGGUGAACAUAGCCUUUAUACAGCCAUCAGCUGGUCAUGCAUCUCCGGUCGGCUCAUGCUGGGUGAUGGCGAGGAAUGACGAGGAUGCGGAGAGUAUACGGCAGAUCUACGACAUGAUGGACCGAGACCAUCGGAAUUUUGAUCUUUACACCUACGAUGAGUACCAGAAGCAUAGGGCCGAUCUCUUUGAACUGGACACGGCAGAGUCAUCAAAAGUGUCAGCUCCUGCACGACCAGCGCCACCGGCACCAGAGAAACGCCGGUUGAUGGAAGCAGUCCGAGUCGGGUGA